Messenger RNA from Syngnathoides biaculeatus (alligator pipefish), 695 nucleotides. Its product is annotated as pancreatic propolypeptide YG-like. Bases 189 to 473 code for a protein of 94 amino acids. Gene Ontology annotation, cellular component: extracellular region. Gene Ontology annotation, biological process: feeding behavior; neuropeptide signaling pathway. Lineage: Eukaryota; Metazoa; Chordata; Actinopteri; Syngnathiformes; Syngnathidae. Gene Ontology annotation, molecular function: neuropeptide Y receptor binding; neuropeptide hormone activity. The transcript is spliced from 4 exons. The record is from RefSeq and is a predicted model, not a curated record.
CAGCGGGAACACGAGAGGUGUGGUUUAGUGUUAGUCAGCCGCACGCAUCAGGUAUGCGCGCCUCACUAUAAAAGCCGGCAAAACUGAGAGGAGAGCAGCAAGUCAGGGCACCGGCACCCCCCCGCCAGCGUCAUCAACCAUCCAGAAGACUUCAAAGAAAAGAAAAAAAAAAAAAAGAUCCAUCCACCAUGCUGAGACCGUGCGUGAUGCUCGGCGCGCUCCUCGUGUGCUUGUUGGCGUUCUGGAGCAGCUUCGCCGACGCUUACCCGCCCAAACCCGAGAGCCCCGGCAGCAACGCCUCCCCCGAGGACUGGGCCAAGUACCACGCUGCCGUCAGGCAUUAUGUCAACCUCAUCACCAGGCAGAGAUAUGGGAAGAGGUCCUCCCCUGAGCAGGCCAUGGCAUGGCUGCUGUACGGUGCUGAGCCAAGUGAAGACGCCGAUCCACGUUUGGACUAUAACAGCGGGUGGUAAUCGACUCAAAGGGUGGCCUUUCCUCAUAAAAAAAAUUAAAAUAUAAGGAAAAAAUCCGACAACAAUCAACAACACCUGGAUUUUCUGGAGGGGGGCAGCCCGCAUCAAAAUAAUCCAUUUGAAUUUCUUAAUAUGCAUGCAUGUUUCUCGCUUUGUCUGUCUGCAAUACUUCUCUUUGUAUACCUCUUUGUCUUCUGGCCAACAAUGUAAAUAAUUUGUAUG